Hansenula ciferrii is the source of this 345-nucleotide messenger RNA. RefSeq lists its product as uncharacterized. The record is from RefSeq and is a predicted model, not a curated record. NCBI's taxonomy places the organism in Eukaryota, Fungi, Ascomycota, Saccharomycetes, Phaffomycetales, Wickerhamomycetaceae. The transcript has a single exon. Bases 1 to 345 code for a protein of 114 amino acids.
AUGGGGAAUUGUUUUAGUGCAGAAACUGAAAGACAAAUGCCAAAUGUUAGUAGAUUAGAAAAACAAUCACCAAGAAAUCGUUCAAAAUCAACAAAAUCAGCUAGAUCAAAUACAACAAGUGGACAUAGAUUAACUAAUGGAUCUGAACCUAUAAUUGAUGUUCUGACUCCAAAAGAAGCUGCUGCAAAAGCUGCUGAAGAACGUUAUUUACAAAAGUCAAAUAAUCAAGGUCAAUUAGGUCAAAAAUUAGAUAAAGAAAGAUCAAAAUCAAAUCAAAAACAUCUCAAAGAAGAAAGUGAAAAAGUUGUACAGAUGAGACAAACUAAAGGUUUGGUUUAUGAUUAA